CAUUUGUCUUCAUAGCCAUACAUGAUUUUGAGUUACGUUUCCAACUGGGAUCAUGGACCUCAAUGAAGGAGACCUCGGGCCACUACAGCAGCCUGCUAAAGGCAGUAGUGAGAUGGGAUUGAGGGUUCCUGCAGGUACCAUUGAGGCAGGUGAUGUCCAGACAAUGAUGACCGAACCUGAUAGGAAGAAGGGCGAGAAAGAGAAGAAGAAAAACAAGAAGGAAAAUAGAAAGGAGAGGAAGUCAGGAGGAUGGCGUGCCACACUCUUGAGAUGCUUUGUGUGUGGCGGUGGACAUGAUGGCCAGGAUGAGUGGGAGAUGUCAGCCGAGGAGGAGAGGCUGAGGAUCGAGGAAAGGACCCGGAGAGCCAGAGAGGCCGAUCUGCAGAGGCUGCUCAAGGUGCGCAAAGUCAACCUGAUGCACAAAAUCAACUUUAAGCGCAUGCUGAGGCGCAGGAAAAUGACUGAGGCCAACGAGGAGUGGAGCGUCCUUCCCCCAAGGUCGGAGGAGGAGUGGGACAGGAAGGUCACAUUCCAGGAAUUCAACGCCUGCCACGUCUGCUUCUACCAGGAGGAGGCCAACCCAAGGCUGGGUCAGGCGUCAGGAGCCCUCCAGACAAAGUGGCCAAAAAAGGAGGAACAGCUUAUGAAGAGGGAGUACGAACAGCUCAUGAUCGGGGAUAUGGAUCUCUACGAAUUUUUGAUGGUCUCCAUGUUGUGCCUGGCCUUUGUAGUAGUACUGUUCUUAUGGGCCAUCCUCCUGCAGUGAAGAAGUAAAGAACUUGGGGCUGGGGACAGGACGGGGAGGAAGAAUGGGGUGCCAUUGGCUUGAAGAAAAAGGGGGGGAGGGGGGAGGUGGAUCACACGUACUGCAUACACAGGAGAGAAUGAUGAUGAAGAAUGGGAAAAUGUAUUGGACAAAAAAAAAUAGUAACAAAAGAGGAGAAGGGCUAUUUGGGAAAGAAUAUUUUUUUAAAAAUCAGGGCUGGAAAUGUAUUUUUUGGGGCACAUUGGAGGAUGAUGGAGGAGUAACAGGGUGGAAGAGGAGAGAGAUGACGAUUGAGGAACAGAGAAAAGCAGUAAAUGAGAGGAAAAUUAAAGAAAAGUACAUUCAUGUAGCAAUACCAUAAGAGAAAACAGCUCUGAUGUAGCCUGCCCUUGCCUGGCCUGGUGACGUGAAGAAAGACCAAGAGCAACCAGAGAUGGCAACCUGCGCCUUGGGCCAGUGCCAGGUGCAUGUGAUGUUGUGCGUUUGGCACCACCCUCAGGGGACACAAGACUGACACACAAGCUGACAUUCAGACAGACGGACAGGCAUUGUAAUACCUGGCCCAACCCCCUUCCAACGUACCAGGUAAUUAGGGGAAGAAAUAAUUUGUUGAAGGACCAGAAUCUGGAUUUGUUUGAUGGCCAAGUGACCUGGAUAAAAGUGUUGAAUAGAUGAUGCACAAGACUCACAGAGUGGAAGAGGAGAGAGAUGGCAUGGGAGGAACAGAAAUAAAUGGAGAACAAAAGAAAAGAGGAGAAAGUACAGAGACGUUCAGAAGACAGCUAAAACUAGAGGUCAAAAUAACAACUGUAAUAAGGACUGUGAGAGAGGCUAGUGACCAGCUGGGCUUCUCAGAGUUCCUCUACUGUUCUCAUCUGGACCCCUUAUGGAGUGCACACCUCCAUUACGGAAAUCAGGGCUGCUCACAGCUUUGGCUGGGACCGGU
Molecule: messenger RNA, 1712 nt
Organism: Engraulis encrasicolus (European anchovy)
Lineage: Eukaryota; Metazoa; Chordata; Actinopteri; Clupeiformes; Engraulidae
Exons: 2
Coding region: 53-766 (237 amino acids)
Source: RefSeq, a predicted model, not a curated record